This is a messenger RNA of Octopus sinensis (East Asian common octopus), 1568 nucleotides long. RefSeq names its product lysM and putative peptidoglycan-binding domain-containing protein 3. The transcript is spliced from 2 exons. NCBI's taxonomy places the organism in Eukaryota, Metazoa, Mollusca, Cephalopoda, Octopoda, Octopodidae. The record is from RefSeq and is a predicted model, not a curated record. The coding region runs from base 525 to 1499 and encodes 324 amino acids.
AAGCACCACUGCAUGCCGGGAGUGAAAGCUUAGUGCCAAGUAGUUUCCUGCACAUUAACUUUUAUGAUGAACGUCGCUGGAGUUGAACCUCUCUCACUCUACCCGAUGUUUUAGACCAUCAGGAAGAAAAUACAUCUCUAUAUUUCAUCUGAUUUAGAUUAGCCAGAAUGAUAACCACGUCGACUAAGUUUCUUUAUUUCGUUACAGCUGCUUCAUGAGAAGAAAAAAAAAAGAAUAUAUAUAUAUAUAUAUAUAUAUACAUAUCUACAUAGACACGCUGUAUCUUUUUUUUCUUCUCUCUCAUAACAUAUCAAGUCAACUAUCAAAAUAAUUGGUCAGCCCCGUACUUGGCUUACUCUGCAUGGAUGGCUUUAUUUCUAUUUCUCCAUUUGAAUGGUCUGACGGGAGGUAUUUUGAUAGUAGACUGUCAUUUGUGGUGAAUGUCCGACUUACGUUGUCAUUGCCACUAGUCUCAAACUUAAUCUUGGCUAACUCACUUUCAGAGUUACUUUACAAAAGUUAUUAUGAGUGCUGGUUUUCAUGAUAGAUCAUUGUCACCCAGCCGAAAUGCUAAUUUACAAGCUAAUUCAUCAAAAACACAAAGGACUUCCUUAUUUCGGUCUUUUUUGUCGUCUUCCAGUUCACCGAAAUAUCACAAGCUGCAACAGAAGCAUGGCACAAGUAAUAACUUCCAUCGAACAUAUGUACACGGACACGUGGACAGUUCUUUGGAAGAUGACGAGGAUGAAGACAAUAUAUUCGAACUUCCAGAGAUCCGGUCUCGAAAGGGACCCGGUAAUUCUAAAAUUUCAGAUCCUUCUACCUCAAAACCGUACGGGACAUCGGAAAUGGACUAUCUGCAACACACAGUAACAGAUGUUGAUACUGUUCAGAGUUUAUCAAUCAAAUACUCAUGUCCUGUUGCUGAGCUGAAGCGUGUGAACCAUCUUAUUCGUGACCAGGAUCUCUUUGGAAGAAAAUUAGUUAAAGUCCCUAUCAGAAAAUAUGGCCAUAUCACCGAGGUCCACAGUGACUUACUGAUCACAGAUUCAAACACAUUAGACUCGACAACACACAAUGCCCCAACGGGCCUCGUCGACUGCUCCGACGAGAUGACACCAGGAGCAUCGAACAGUGUAGACAAUGAGAGUUGCAAUCUCAGUGAUCCGGACAUGCAACGUAAGAUAAUUCAGAGCCUUAGCAUCAAAGACAUGAUACACCCACAGACAAAAUCGGCUGAAGAAUUCCUACGUAGCAUGGACCGUGACUUGGAAGUGAUCCGGAACUCAACGAAGACAAGCUGUCAGUCUCUGAACGAGGUGAUAUCCGUUUUGACCAACAAGUCAAUCCAGCCCCUUCAGAAGCCUAAUAAUGUUUGGAGUUGUUCAGAAGAAGGCUGUGGACUUCGCUACAAAACUAUAGUUGCUGCUGUUGUAUUCAUAGGAAUAGUCGUUCCUAUUUUUAUAAUUAUAUAUUUUAAAUAUCAUAAACCUGACUAAACUUUCUUAUCUUGUUAUGUCAUCAUCAUCAUAAUCAUUGUAAUGAUAAUAAGAAUCAUCAUCACCAUC